This is a messenger RNA of Paramecium sonneborni, 1150 nucleotides long. Lineage: Eukaryota; Ciliophora; Oligohymenophorea; Peniculida; Parameciidae. The record is from the annotation of a GenBank genome assembly.
AAUAGAAUUAGAUGAGUAGUAGUACUAACUAUAGUAAGGGAACAACGACACGAGUUCCUGAUAAGAAGAUCUCCACUAUUUCAACUCCAUCUACCUAACCACCACAAACCCAGAUUAACUCAAAUUCAAAUACAGCCCAAAGAAAAGUAAGAUCAUCUAUUUUAUUAAGGGAAUAAAUAUUUAAGAUUAAUCAAUGAAAAAACAAAGCUUUCAUCAGGAAUCCGAUUAGGAGCAAAUCUAAAAUAUUGUUUAAGAAUAAACUUAAAAAGUUAAAGAGGAAUUAAUAGGAUUUAUCAAUUAAAAUAAAGAAGAAAUAUCUAAUUUUAAAAAUUAGAUAAAUGAUUAAGUUUAGAGAAUAUAAACUUUGGAAGGGGAAAUAUAAAAAUUAUAAUAAUAAAAUAAAAAAAUAGAAACAUAAUAAUUACAAGAAUUAGAUAAAAAAAUAGAAACAUAAUAAUUCAAAUUACAAGAAUUAGAUAAGAAAAUAGAAACAUAAUAAUUUAAAUUACAAGAAUUAGAUAAGAAAAUAGAAAAAAAUGAUAAAUUUCCAGAGAGAAUAUUGAAAUUUAUUUAAAACAAUGAAUAAGCUCAUGAGACUUGGAAACUAUCAUCAGAAAAAAUUGAAAAAGUGUAUUCAUCAUUUGAUGAAUAGUUUUAGGAGCUUAAUUAGUUUAAGUAAUAAAUAGAAUAAAAAGUAAUGGAGUAUAACAGUAUCUUAAAUUAAAAUAUUCAAAAUUAUUUCUCAGACUUGUAAUAAAAAAUAUUGACAACUCAAGCAUUCACAGACUAAAAUCUAUUCAAUAUUGCGAAAUAUGAGGAUACAGUAAAAAAAUUUUGCGAAGAAAUAAAUAAAUAUUACAAUUAUUAGGAGCCACAAGUGUAAAAUUUUAAUUUCAACAAUUAAACUUAACCUUUACCUUAAGAUUUCUAAUAAUAAUACAAUUUACAAUAAAUUUCGCAAUAGCCUAAUUAUAAUAAUCCUAUUUAAUAUUAAUAAUAAAUGUAGUCAUAAUCAUAUAAUAACACAACUCUUUAGAAUGAUUUCUAUUCCUAACCUCAAUAAAUAUCAUAUAUUUAAGAAUAGCCAGCACAAAUGCAAAUGAAAUCUAAAAUUAAAUUGAUAUCAUAAACAUAAGGCCCAACAGGAUGA